Messenger RNA from Electrophorus electricus (electric eel), 1432 nucleotides. It is a transcript of the gene fancf, whose product is annotated as FA complementation group F. Gene Ontology annotation, biological process: interstrand cross-link repair. The record is from RefSeq and is a predicted model, not a curated record. NCBI's taxonomy places the organism in Eukaryota, Metazoa, Chordata, Actinopteri, Gymnotiformes, Gymnotidae. Gene Ontology annotation, cellular component: Fanconi anaemia nuclear complex.
AGUUUAGCCACGGCGCCACAUGGAGGCUAUUUUGAAGAACUUGGGAAACACAGUGGAAGUACUUGCCGUUUCACAGACUGUCUUCGUGAAUGAAUGGGAUAAUCAAACGGUGGUUAGAGCAUUUCAAUGGGCAAGGUACUGUGAACAAGUCUAUACUCGCUUCCACACAACCCCCUCCAUCCGAGCGGCUUUAGAGACCCGUCUUAAUCAAACAAAUGAGCGGCUUGCGGAGACCUUCUCGGGCUAUCGUUUCCUGACGCUGUCUGAUCUGGCGCAGUGUCAGCACAGGUUGUUCGCCGGUCUGUUAAGAAACCCAGUAGUUCCGUUGUCCGUAAUCAAAUCACUUUUUGACAAGUUUCCUUCGUUUGAAGAUGGUGGAAGUCCAGACGAGCAGAGCAAUGAAACAGAUUCGGAUCUCAUCGGUUUCAUUAGGCGCCGCUCAGCGUGUGACAUAUUGUGCUCCCUUGCGGUGGAGCGAAAGGAAUCUUGUGGCUUGUCCCGGGCCUCGCAAGUUCAAGGCAAGUUGCUCUUGCAGCGCAUUGAGGCAGUACAGUGCCGCCCGGACAAUGAUUCUUAUGCGAGGACAUUGUUGGAUAGUUUCCUUCAGGACAGUGGAGGUUUGGGCAACUUUUCUGAGGUAAUUGCUGCUGCGCUCCUGUCGGGAUACCGUGAGGACGCUACAGCUCAAGAUUUUCUCUUGAACUGGCUGCAAGGGCAUCGUGACGUUCUCCACAGCAUGUGUCAAUCGUUACAACCUGCACUGUGUACCAAACUUUCCCAACAGUGUCCAACAUUUAAACUUAUUUACUGGGACAGUUUAAAAAAGUGGGCAUCCUCCUUGGAGUACAAUGUGAGUGACCAAGUGUGGGUUCAGAAGUGCAGCAAUGCUGUGUCAUUCAAAUCAGUGGCGGACCGUGUGAAGUCCUUAUGGAGUUCAGGUUCACCAUUGAAAGAGGAGAUGGAGAAAGAUCUGGAAGUACUUAAACAGACAGAUGGGGACUUUGAGGUCCAUGGGCUGAGUGUCUGGACAGAUCUGCUCAAUUAUCUUAAAUGACUGCAGUUUUCUCAACUUUGGGAUUGCUACGGAGGAAAAACAAAGUGAACUUGUAAGAACAUUAUAUAACACUGGAAGAAUGGCAUUCAUUUACUUGUGUGACAGAACCUAUGUCAUCAUUAGGUAGUCUGCUGAAAAUGUUUCUUUAUUGCAGUGAUGUCAUCCUGUAGAUUUUCUCCCUUGUUUGAGGUCAGUCAACUUUACUUUUAGCAGCUGUAAACUUUGUUUUUUAUUUGUGUAAUGGAAUAAAUCUGUAGCAAACGGGGAGAUCAUUUUCUUUAACUGCAGAUACAAAGCUUGACCAUCCUGUUGUAAAAGCUGUCAAACUCUCCAUAAUUUAAAACCAUUUGUGUAAUGAAAAUAAAUAUAUUUUUGUUU